Drechmeria coniospora is the source of this 519-nucleotide messenger RNA. RefSeq lists its product as uncharacterized. NCBI's taxonomy places the organism in Eukaryota, Fungi, Ascomycota, Sordariomycetes, Hypocreales, Ophiocordycipitaceae. The record is from RefSeq and is a predicted model, not a curated record. The coding region runs from base 1 to 519 and encodes 172 amino acids. The transcript has a single exon.
AUGCCCGACAUUGCCUGCGGACCACCACCAGGCUCGAAUAUCGCCUCGGGCCCACCAUUGUCGCAGGGUAAUAUGACGGCACUCGGAAGCAACAACUGUACUCUUGCGCUUGCUACAGCUUCGACACUCCUACUUGCGUACAACGGCGAGCUUUUCCCUGAGUGCCAGAGUUUCGGACAUAAAACGACAAAACUGUAUGAAGCAUGCCUUGCUCAGUCGUGCGACAAUGUCCACGAAUGGGUUGCGGGCUAUAUCUCGUCUUACGAGAUGUUCGGUUGUGCAGACUACAAAUAUACUCCCACUACGCCGAGCGUUACACCUAGUGUAACUCGUUCCGCAACAAAAACGCCCGUUCCACCCGGGGAUUCGAGUCCCGUAACAACUCAGCCAACAACCGCUGCAUCUGGACAAACGAGUCGCGAGACAGCCGGGCCAACGCAAUCUGGUGGCUCUAGUUGGCGCCCGUACCGACGUUGGCCUGCAAUGGCACUUGCCGCCGUCGUUCUCCUAUACCUAUAG